Molecule: messenger RNA, 1554 nt
Organism: Didymodactylos carnosus
Lineage: Eukaryota; Metazoa; Rotifera; Eurotatoria; Philodinida; Philodinidae
Source: the annotation of a GenBank genome assembly
AUGGCAAAAAGGUAUCCAGAUGAUCCAUGUGAUUUGAAACAAUAUUCACGUUUAUUGGAUAUCAAAAACGAACAGAUUACUUUAUUGUCACCAAUCGAAGGUUAUCAAAAUAAACCUUUACUUCCAUUAGAAAUUGCAUGUGAACCCAUUGAAUAUUUGGUACCAGAUAUUCAACGACACGUUCAUCUUGCUAAAAAUAAUUCUAGUCAACAAGUCUCAUCUGAUGGUCUUACGCAUGAUGAACAAGCGUCUAUCUGUCUAUAUACAAUGGAAUGGGAGCCACAUGAGCAAAGACUUUAUUUUGUUCUCAAUCGUACACUAUGGUCAGAAGACAGACAACAAUUAAAACCUUGGUUUGACUAUUUAAAACUCUUUUUAACAGCACUAUUCAAAUUGCCAUCAAUUGUAACUACGGUAUGGCGAGGCAUUAAAUUAGAUUUAAGUAGUGAUUAUUUAGAAGAACAAAUUUAUACAUGGUAUGGUUUUAGUUCCUGUACAAAUUCUCUGGCAAUAUUAGAAAGUGAUCAAUUCCUUGGUAAAACGGGUACAAGAACAUUGUUUAACAUUGAAUGUGAUAACGGAAAAGUUAUUCGUCAAUUUUCUAAUUAUAAUGCAGAACAUGAAAUUUUAUUAUUGCCAGCUAUACAAUUUCAAGUUAAAAGUAACAGUAAUCUAGGAAAUGGAUUGAAUAUUAUCCAUUUGAAAGAAAUCAAGCCAAUAUAUCCGUUGUUAGAAUCACCAUUUGAAAAAGGUUCAACAGCUAAGAUCCAACAAUCUAACGAAGAUAUAUCCAUUGAAGUGGAAGAGCUGAAUGAAAUAAUGAAUCAAUUAUUAGACGAAAUAAAAAUAAAUCAACCAUCACAACAACAACAACAACAACAUUAUCCAUCUCAUCAUAAUAAAGAAUUAGAAGAUGAGAUAAAUAAGCAAAAAACUGAAACAUGGUUAAAUUUAGACAAGAGACAAAUAACAGAUCAAGAUAUGAUUUUAUUAUCGAAUGAAUUGAAAAUAAAUACUAAAUGGACAACAAUGUAUUUACGUUGGAAUCAAAUAACAUCUGUUGGUAUACAAUAUUUAUGCGAAGGUUUAGAAAAAAAUGAAACAAUUACUACGAUCACUUUUUCUACAAAUCAACUCGGAGAUAUGGGUAUAAAAAUUUUAAGUCAAUUCUUAAAAACAAACAAAAUACUAUCCCGAAUCUAUUUAAACAAUAAUCAAAUAACAGAUGAAGGUGUCAGUUAUAUAGCUGAAAUGUUAACUGAAAAUAAAACAUUAACAGAACUUAUUUUAGAUGAAAAUUUUAUCGGAGACAUAGGAAUGAAUACAAUAUCAUUAGCAUUAAUACAAAAUUCAAGUUUAAGUGUUUUUUAUAUUCAAGAAAAUAAAAUAACAGACAAAAGUAUUGAUAUAAUCAAAACAUUGUGCAAUAUUAAUGAUACAUUAUGGUACUUAUAUUUGUCAGAUAAUCAAAUAUCUGACAACGGUCAAAAACAACUUCAACAAGGUAUUACAGAAAAUAAAUGUAAUUUCAUUAGAACUCCAUAUCCUCUCUGA